AUGACUCAUUUGAAAGAGUGGGACUCAACAAUUAUCUGUCAGUCAACGCAUCUGCUUCCUCUGCCUCUAGAGAUUAAUCCGUGCGUCAUAGUGAGAGUCAGGGCAAGUAACGAUUGUCCAUUCUGGCCUGGCUUCCCGCAACUUGGGUUAAUCCAAUAUGAAAAGAUACAAAAAGAAAUUCCUCCAGAAAAUAGAAGUAACCAAAUAAAAUGUGUUAUGCUUUUGUUAAUCAGUGCUAUUUUUCUUGAGAAAUGUGUCUCCUAUUGUUUACACUACGCAAUAAAAAGGAAUGAUGCGAACAAUCGAACUUUUCUAUCAGAACUUCGGAACACCUUCUGUACCUCUGGGGACACCAAAUUAUUUAACAAAACCAACCCAGAACUCAAUUUAGUGGAAAUUCCAGAUUUCAGUCAGUAUGAAAUACUGGAAUGCUACAGCGUUGUUAACGCGACAGUCACAGCUUGCCUACUGACGAAGAUGGCCAUCUCUUCCCAUUUCCAUCUGGACUACAUGUCUAACAGAAGAGUCUUCGCCGAGUUACUGCAGCAGUCAUCAGAUUUUCUUGUUUUGGUGAGAAACUGCUUUCCUUGGGUCUUGCAAAUGUUUGGCGGUUACAUCAUUGCCAUUGGUGCCAUUCUUCUGAAUCAAAUUAUUGAUUUUAAACUCAUCGGUUUUAAGUCUUUAUUGUCCUGUGUCCUAGUUUUGUCAUUGAAACAAGCGCUGUUUCCGAAUUAUAUGUUUUGAUCUCCUGGUUUUUCUAAGUAAAUAAAAACAAAGCUAAAAGA
Molecule: messenger RNA, 785 nt
Organism: Argiope bruennichi
Lineage: Eukaryota; Metazoa; Arthropoda; Arachnida; Araneae; Araneidae
Exons: 3
Coding region: 1-744 (247 amino acids)
Source: RefSeq, a predicted model, not a curated record